Phlebotomus papatasi is the source of this 2845-nucleotide messenger RNA. RefSeq lists its product as uncharacterized. The transcript is spliced from 7 exons. Lineage: Eukaryota; Metazoa; Arthropoda; Insecta; Diptera; Psychodidae. The coding region runs from base 1081 to 2055 and encodes 324 amino acids. The record is from RefSeq and is a predicted model, not a curated record.
AGUACUAAAACGGACGUGGUAGAGGAUUGGCUCUAUGAAGGAAUCCUCUUUCAUCCUUCACUACAAUACGCGAAAUAAUUCCAAAGAUCAACCUACAAUUGAAUAAUUUGGUAUAUAUAGAUCAGACAUUCACCCAAUUUCCCAUCAACUGUGACAUGAGAUUAUUAGUUAGCCAAAUGUGAUGUGCUGUAUUUGCUGAAACACACCAAAGUGAGACAAAAAAGAGCGAGUUUACAAAUUUCAUUUGCGAGUUUAAUUGUGUUCAUUGAAAUAGCCGUGGGUAAUUUUCAAUAAACUGAAAAUUCAAUUAACAACUCUGUAAUCAAGUCUCCCAAAAAUUUAAUUUAAUUGCACUGUUUUUUUUUAUUUUAUCUCUAUAGUGUAUGCAUAACACAUUUUAUGUUCAUUCCAACAAAAUAAAAAAAAAGUACAUUUCAUAUACCAAAAGCUCCCCAAUCACCCUCUGCCCCCCCCAAACCAAAAUUAAACCUAUAUAGUGUUCUGUGAAAAGGGGAAAAAAUAUCGAAUUUGUUCUCGUGAAGUGUCCCCCGGAUAAAUUUUAUUAGCGUGGUGAAAAGUGACCAGAAAUUGCCAACAGUGAGAAUUGUAUUGAUUUGUUCAACACGGAUCAAUUAAUUGGUAUUCAUAUGGUAAAUAUUGUGGAGAACAUACACGCUCAAUUACACCACUUGUCAAUCAUUUGGAGGCAGUCUGAUAUGCGGAAAUAUUUAGAGGCAGCAUCUUCGAGCGUGUAAACAUUGUCAGCUUGACCUCGAGAGGACCCCCAUUUGGGUUGGGUGGAAUAUCGUGCAAAUGUCUGUGAUUUGGGUGGUGAGUGAAAAAUAUCCACGAAUGGUCACUGGAGGACUGGAGAAAUGUGUCUUGAUUUUGUGCUGAGGAUCAGGCACAGAAGAGACGAGUGUUCACUGUAAUAAUCCGGGUUAUUUAUGGAUCACACUAGAGUGGGACAAUUGUGUCGAUACAAAAGUGUACGAGGCGCCUAAUAAAUAAUCCUUGGGGUGGCAAUUGAGUGAGACACAAUCAGAGCGGUGCAUUUUGGACACAAUUGCCAAAUUUAUCAUGAUGGAGUGGAUAAUCUCAGCUAGACUCUGGCCCAAGACAUUCUUCUGGUUCGCCACACUUUUGCUCCUUCUCCGUGACAUUAACAGAGCUGUUUGCCUCAAAAAUGUGAAAAUCAUCGUUCCCGAAGCCGUCGCAGUGGGUGACACGGUGACCCUAUCUUGUCACUACGACCUCGAGGCUGAUGCACUCUACUUAAUUCGAUGGUAUCUCGACUCGGAGGAAUUCUACCGGUAUGUCCCGAAAGAGGAGCCCCCGGCGCGUGUCUUUGAGAUUUCCGGCAUCUCGGUGAAUAUUAACAAGUCUAACGCCAAUAUCGUGACACUGAGAGCCGUGACGAGAAACCAAACGGGCACGUAUCAGUGUGAAGUGUCAGCAGAUGCACCAUCCUUUCACACCGAAGUGGCUCAGGCCACGAUGCUUGUGGCUGUUCUACCGGAAGCACAGCCCUCAAUGACAGUGAAUAGUUUGCGUGUGUUCAACAACAAGAUCCUGGUGCGGAUGGAUGAGAGCCUAAAGAUGAUUUGCACGUCCAGUCCAUCAUAUCCGCCUGUCAAUUUCACAUGGAGCAUCAAUGCCAUACCUUAUUCGUCCACUCAUACGGGCUUCCACAGCGUCAACGGUGGUCAAUCGUGGGAGGCACGCGAAGCCUGGUCAGAGCUAGUCAUUCACAUCAACUACAAUCUAGUAUCCCCCUACACAAGGCACCUCAUCGUGCGCUGCGAAACCAACAUAUACACAUUAUACCGCGGUGCAGCUGCCGUGGACUUGGAGUUGAUACAGGAUAAUCCAUGGUCUUUCGGUGAGAAAGUUAGCCCUACGAUGGAUCAACGGAGCGGAAGCGGAAGUGGCAAGGGCAGUGAUCCGGACAACUCAGCACUCACCGGAAGUGCCAUCCUUCUAGGUGGAUGUUACAAGUGUUUUAUAUUCCGGACAGUUGUUUGUUUUCUGGUGGUUGUGUUAAUGUUUUCAUAAAUCCACCCUACCUCCCAUUUAAAAACGCCCACCACGCAUUUCUUCAUAUUUCACCUUUUCGGCGGAAAUUUCAAGUUUUUUUUUCCCCAUGUUUCACCACAAAACAUUUUAGGGCAAAAGACCUCACUUACAGCUGAGUCUUGUUGGAUGAAAAAAAAUAUACCAGGGAAAUAAUUUAUUUUACAUUUUAUAGAGAGAAUUCCUUUUUUUUUUCCUGGAUGAGCAGAGAAAGGUUAAGUAACCUACAGUUCUUGCUCAGAUAAUUAUACGCAUCAUAAUUAUUUGUUAUGUGUAUAUAUUUUUUUAAUCUUUGAUUAAAUUUAAAAUGCAAUAGUUCAUGAAUAAAUUUCAUUUCGUUAAUUAUGAAUAAUACUUUGAAGUGCAAAAUUUGCGGAUAAUUUUCUGAGAAGGAGCUGUACUGAAAAAAAGUCCCAAAGUGUGAUUCAAGGAGCAUGAGGAAGAGGUUUGUUGCGAAAAAAGCUCUCAGAUAGGAAAAUUCAUUACGCAGAGGAACUUAAUGAGAUUGUAAAACAAUUAAGCUGCUUUAAAAGGUAUUUAGUGAGGAAAUAUUCCAUGAUAAAAUGUACAGUAGUGACUUUACAGAAAGAAGCAUAAUAACAAUUAACAGAGCUCCGAUAUUGACAUAAAAAAAAACAUCCCCCAGUGUAUAUAGAAAUGUAAGAUAAGGAAAUAAAAAAAAAGACUUAAGUGUGUAUAGAGAAUGGGAAAUAUGUGAGAGAAAAAUGUAGAAGAAAAUCGUGACACAAUAAAUUUUGAAAAAUUACACCAA